GACUUUUUGACGAAUUAAAUUACAAAAUUGAAAGUACCAAAGCCGUCAAGCUUCACUGCCUGACAUUUAUGUUUGCUUGCGACUUCUCUUAGAAAAAGUACACAGACACAAUCAAAAUGGAAACAAAUGCACGUUGAAAUAUGUAUGCAGCUACUUAACCAAAGGAGUUGAGGUAAUCUUAAUACUUUUGGCAAAUUGUUUCAAAUAGGUACAAUUUAGCAAGCAAUUAGUCAUUAUUAGCAAUAAUGACCGCUCGGGUAAUACAGAGAAAAAAGAAAAAAGACAAGAAAUAUGUAUGAGUUGAGGGGUUUGUUUGCAAACUACUCUUUAUAUAAGCGCCAGUACUAAAGCUAUGGCCAGCCAUUUAUUAUUCCUUCUUAUGGGGGUCUACGUCUACCUGUUGAAUCCGUAGGCCAUAAAUACCAGUCUACUUGAUUCGCAGUACUUCAGUUCAUCCACAUCUCUCUCUCAUUCAAGGUGCAUAAAAAUCUUUUUGGGGGGUAUUUAGUAUUAUGGGAAGUGAAUUGCCCUUAACCCGAGAGGACAGAUGGUCGCUUAAAGGGAAGACUGCCCUUGUUACUGGUGGCACCAAAGGCAUCGGGUAUGCAAUAGUUGAAGAACUAGCAGGAUUUGGUGCCAGGGUUCACACUUGUUCCAGGAACCAAACCGAGCUCAGUGAAAGAAUUAAGGAAUGGGAAGCCAAAGGAUUCAAAGUCAGCGGCUCAGUAUGCGAUUUGUCGUCGAGAUCACAACGUGAGGAGCUCAUCAAUACGGUCUCUUCUGAAUUUGGUGGCAAACUCAACAUCCUCGUGAACAAUGCCGCCGCAGUGAUAAUGAAACGAGCUCAAGACUGCACUUUUGAAGACCAUACAUAUUUGAUGGGAACUAAUCUGGAAUCGCCUUUUCAUCUGAGCCAACUUGCGUAUCCUCUUCUCAAGGCAUCAGAAAAUGGAAGCAUCGUGUUCAUCUCCUCAGUAGCCGGAGGAAAAGCUCUGCCUGGCCUUUCAAUUUAUGCAGCAACUAAAGGGGCGGUCAAUCAACUAACCAAGAAUCUGGCAUGCGAAUGGGCAUCCUCAAAUAUUCGAGUCAAUACUGUUGCACCAUGGGCUGUUAAAACAACAAUUGCGAAAAAGGAGGACUUGGAUCCAUCGUUGUCGGAUCGUUAUACGCCACUAAUGACGCAAACCCCGCUGCGGCCAUUUGCAGAACCAAAUGAGAUUUCGUCUCUGGUGGCAUUUCUAUGCCUUCAGGCGGCCUCAUACAUUACAGGGCAGAUCAUCUAUGUCGACGGAGGUUUUACAGCUGGUACUUCCUAGGUCCUCGGGAGAUCUUCAGUUUCUAAGGAGUACAAAAAGAAUAAAAUAAAAGUUCUUAAGGUCAUCAGAUCUAGUAGUUACGUUUUUGCAUUAUGUCCCCUCCUUUAGUCGAGGCUUCUAAGAACUUUUAUCUUCGUAGGGUUAAAAAUUGUGCUUGUAUACGAAUUUUGUAUGAAUAAUGUCUCUUACGUCAUCAAAUUUAUUAUUUGCUGAGCACAAUUUAUGUUCCGUAACAUGAUUACAACUUUUUGGAUUAAAUACUCUUUUCAUUUGUUUUUAUCUCU
Molecule: messenger RNA, 1600 nt
Organism: Oldenlandia corymbosa var. corymbosa
Lineage: Eukaryota; Viridiplantae; Streptophyta; Magnoliopsida; Gentianales; Rubiaceae
Source: the annotation of a GenBank genome assembly